AGUGUGCUUACUUAUAUUAUAAUAUAGAGUUUUAAAAAGUUAAUUUUUUAAAAUUUUAUUAAUAUAAGAGCUUCAUAUUUCAAUAAAUCCCGAAAGGUUUUCUGGAGAUCUCCUAGAGAUUCUUCGGUGACCCAUAAAGGCUCUCUAGAGGCCCUCUGAAGAUCUGGAGAAUAUACCCACUGGAUGCAUUAUAGUUGAUUACUUGUGAGUCCACUUUUUCUGCGCUUCAUAACAAACUACAAAUUGGAUUAAAAUUCGAAGAAACAAGGUUUCUUAAUUGGCCUAAAUAAAAAGACAGAGCAACUUUUUUUUAAUUUCUCAUCGUAACUUUGGACUACGACAAUAGUAAUACAUGAAGCUAAAUUUCGAAAGAAAUUCAUGUUGUAUAUCAACAGUUAUAAGUAGUCCCACUGAGAAGUGUAAACGAGUCAUGUGUUGUGACUAUUUCUAAUGCUGGAAAAGUAAAAGAUUGUCUUGUUUUAGGUAUAUCAAUAAGUAAAUCGACAUUUCAAGAAUUACGUCCACGUUUUGUACUAUAUAAAUCAACAUUAGCUCAUCGUAUCUGCAUAUGUGUUCAUCAUGAGAAUAUUCAUCUUCUUAUAAAUGCUCUAUCUAAACAUGUUACUGGAUUAAAAGCAGGUGAUCUUAGUGCAUUUACAUCUAUGCUUAUUUGUGAUGUUGAUGAUGAAAAAUGUAUGUCAUCAAAAUGUAUAAUAUGUAAAAAUUAUUUCAAAGAUCAUAUAACAGAAAAAGUUAUUGAUAAAAAUGUUCAAAUAGGAUGGUUUCAAUGGAGUAAUGAAAGCGGUCGUGCAAGAAAAGAAGAAUUUGAAGUUGAUGAUUGUGUUAAAGUAUUAAAAGGCAAAAUCAAAUCAUAUCUUUGGCAUGUAUUUAUAAAACAUGAACAAAGUAAUUAUUUUGAAUAUAUAAAACAAAAUGCUGGUGAUAAAACUGUUGUAAUUCAAGUUGAUUAUGCAGAAAAUUUUACGAUGGAUGAACAAAAUCAAAUUCAAUCAGCACAUUGGUCUAAAAAGCAAUUGUCUAUAUUUACAGCAUAUGCAUGGUGUAGUGGUAGUGGAGGUGAUGUAGGAUUUUCAUUUGGUUUAGUAUCGAAUAAUACAACACAUGAUAAAUUUAGCGUUGCUACAUGUCUUGAUGUUAUUGUAAAUGAAAUAAAAAGUUAUGUGCCAGAUGUAAAUGAAAUAAUCUUUUUUUCUGAUGGUGCUGCUAGUCAAUUUAAAAAUCGUUUUUUAUUACGUUAUUUAACAUAUAUGAUGGAUGAUAAUGCUGUUGAUAUAAGCUGGAACUUUUUUGCUAGUAGUCAUGGUAAAGGUGUUGUAGAUGGCAUAGGUGGCACAUUGAAACGCUUAGUAUGGUCAGAAAUGAUGGCUGGUAAAAGAUGUACAUCAGCUUCAGAUUUUGUUCAAAUUUGUAAUGAAAAAACCAAAACAAUAAUAGUAGGACAAAUAACAAAUGCUCAAAUAGAUGUAACAAUAGCAAAACUAUCAUAUAUGUUUGAUCAGACAUGUAGUGUACCUGUUAUACGAAAACUACAUUCUAUUAAAGUUUUACAUAAAAAUAUAAUUGAAUGUAGUUCAUAUACAAAUUGCACACAAACAUUCGUAUUUGCAUUUAAAUAA
Messenger RNA from Didymodactylos carnosus, 1637 nucleotides. Lineage: Eukaryota; Metazoa; Rotifera; Eurotatoria; Philodinida; Philodinidae. The record is from the annotation of a GenBank genome assembly.